UUCAUCUAUUCUCUCCCCCCUUUUCUUCUAUCCUUCAUUCACUUAAUGCACAGACCUGGAAUGCUGUAGAAAGAAGAGAACGCGAAUUUAUGAGUUCUUUAAUCCCAGACAGGCAGCUCUGUGGCAGUUACCUUCAAGAAAAGUUCACGCCCCAAAGGAGUGUUUAGUUUUACAGAGCCACUGACUCACUGAGCAGCGCAUGUGAGUGGCUGAGAGGGAGAAGGGGAGAGAUGAAGGAAAAGUUUUCCUUUCUCGUGCAACUCGUAAUAUUAUUGUUUUAAGACGUUUUUGAAAAGAUGACUGCUACUUUUGUUUAAAGUAUUUGUUCUGGAAUUGCUGAAGCUGGAGUCUACCAGACUGAGGUCAGGAGCAUUUUCUUUGGCAGAAAGAAGAUACUUUUAUAGAAGCCAUGCCUGUACUUGGGGUUGCCUCCAAGUUAAGACAGCCAGCCGUAGGGUCAAAGCCUGUUCACACUGCCCUCCCAAUACCCAACCUUGGCCCUGCUGGCUCACAGCAGUAUUCGUCAAAGUCUUUGGAGCUUACUGGGGCGGAGAGCUCGAUGCUUUCUUGUCAGCUUACAUUAAAGUCGACCUGCGAUUUUGGAGAGAGGAGAGCACUUCAAGGAAAAACCCAGGAGAUUGAAGAUAGCAAGAUUUACACUGACUGGGCUAACCACUACCUAGCAAAAUCUGGCCACAAGCGGUUGAUCAAGGAUUUGCAACAGGACAUUGCAGAUGGAGUUCUGCUAGCAGAAAUCAUCCAGAUCAUCGCAAAUGAAAAGGUUGAAGAUAUCAAUGGCUGUCCCCGGAGCCAGUCUCAAAUGAUUGAGAAUGUUGAUGUCUGCCUUAGCUUUCUGGCAGCCAGAGGCGUAAAUGUCCAAGGUCUUUCUGCAGAAGAAAUAAGGAAUGGAAAUUUGAAAGCCAUUUUAGGGCUCUUUUUCAGUUUGUCUCGGUACAAACAGCAGCAACAUCAUCAGCAACAGUACUACCAGUCUUUGGUGGAGCUACAACAGCAAGUCCCUUCACCUCCAGCUGAAAUCAGCCAGUCCAAAACGCACCAAGAUAUGCAGUCGAGUCUCACAGCCAGAUAUGCAACUCAGUCUAAUCACAGUGGAAUUGCAACCAGUCAAAAAAAGACUUCUAGGCUUCCAGGACCCUCAAGGGUGCCAGCUGCAGGCAGCAGUACCAAAGUCCAGGGAGCUUCUAAUUUAAAUCGGAGAAGCCAGAGCUUUAACAGCAUUGACAAAAACAAGCCUCCACAAUAUGCAAAUGGAAAUGAAAAAGCAGAUUCACCAAAAGGCCCUCACCCAUCUGCAGGCAUGAAUGGAAACGUGCAGCAUCCCACCAGCACCGGGCAGCAGCAGGUCUCUGCCAUACCCUCUCCAAGUGCCAGCAAGCCUUGGCGCAGCAAAUCCAUGAAUGUCAAACACAGCGCAACCUCUACCAUGCUGUCCGUGAAGCAGCCUAGUCCUGCAACCUCCCCUACUCCAUCUUCAGAGAGGCUCAAACCACCUCCUUCUGAAGGUGUGAAGCCCCCUUCAUCUGGACAAAAAUCUAUGCUGGAAAAAUUCAAGCUGGUUAAUGCUAGGACUGCUCUAAGACCUCCUUUGUCGCUGAGCUCAGGACCCAGUGACAGUGGGAGAGAGGAUGAUACUUUUUCAGAAUGUGGUGAAAUGGAUGUCUUAAGUGGUGGGGUGAACAGCGGCGGCUCCACAAGUAGCAGUCCUAAAGUAUCACCGAAGUUAACCCCUCCAAAAGCUGGAAGCAAAAAUCUCAGCAAUAAAAAGUCUUUGCUACAGCCAAAGGACAAAGAGGAAAAGAACAGGGACAAAAACAAAGUUUGCACUGAGAAAACAGUCAAGGAGGAGAAGGACCAGGUCACUGAAACAUCUACAAAGAAGAGCUCAAAAAUUGCAAGCUUAAUCCCAAAGGGAAGCAAGACGGCAGCAGCCAAGAAGGAAAGUUUAAUACCGUCUUCUAGUGGGAUCCCAAAACCUGGAUCGAAGGUGCCAACAGCAAAGCAGAGUGCUUCAUCUGUAUGCGCGGGAAGUAAGGAGGUUGAAAAACUGAGGACUACAAAAGGAAACCAGUCCCAAACAACAACAAAAUCUCAACUUAGUGAGAAGACUUCUCCUUCCUCUGGUCUUGCUUCUUCCGAAGGGAAAGAACCAAGCGCAUCUCUCAUCCCGGGGUCCUUGACGUCUCUGACGGCCUCGAUGGCUGCAAGCAGCAGCCAAGGCACAGGAAAUGGUGUUGUCCAGCUUCCUCAGCAACAGCAAUACAGUCACCCCAACACUGCCACAGUAGCUCCUUUCAUUUAUAGAACUCUCUCAGAAAAUGACAGUACCUCUUUACCACAUGCUGACUCCUGCACCAGUCCUACUAAAAUGGAUUUGUCGUUCAGUAAGACUGCCAAACAGUGCCUAGAGGAGAUAUCUGGGGAAGACCCUGAAACAAGAAGAAUGAGAACAGUAAAGAAUAUAGCAGACCUGAGACAGAAUUUGGAAGAAACUAUGUCCAGCCUUAGAGGGACCCAGAUAAGCCACAGCACAUUGGAGACAACUUUUGACAGCACUGUGACAACUGAGGUGAACGGGCGAAGCAUACCGAGCUUGACAAGCCGGUCGACCCCAGUGACUUGGAGGCUAGGGCAGGCCAGUCCUCGGCUGCAGGCAGGAGAUGCCCCGUCCCUGGGUGCUGGUUACCCUCGCAGCAGUGCAAGCCGCUUCAUACACACAGACCCUUCUCGAUUCAUGUACACCACCCCACUUCGCCGAGCAGCUGUUUCUCGCCUUGGAAAUAUCUCACAGAUUGACAUGAGUGAGAAGGGAAGUGGUGAUUUGGACAUGUCCUCUGAAGUUGACGUUGGUGGUUACAUGAGUGAUGGGGACAUUCUUGGGAAAAGCCUCAGAACCGAUGACAUCAAUAGUGGGUACAUGACAGAUGGAGGACUCAACCUAUAUACAAGAAGUCUGAACCGAAUACCAGACCUAGCUGCCUCUCGAGAUGUUAUUCAGAGAGGGGUUCAUGAUGUGACUGUGGAUGCCGACAGCUGGGAUGACAGCAGCUCAGUUAGUAGUGGCCUCAGUGACACUCUUGACAACCUCAGCACGGAUGAUUUGAAUACCACCUCAUCUGUCAGCUCUUAUUCCAAUAUAACUGCCUCUUCAAGGAAGAACACUCAUGCCCAGCUAAAGACAGACUCAGAGAAGCGCUCAGUUACAGACAGUGAAACUUGGGGCAGCACUGAAGAACUGAAGAAACCAGAGGAAGAUUUUGACAGCAGUGUAGACAGCAGUGGCAAGUGGAAAGGCCUUCCCUCAGGGCUGUCUGAAGAGUCCGAGAAAGGGGGGCAGAAAGCAUCUCUCUCUGUUUCACAGACUGGAUCCUGGAGGAGAGGCAUGACUGCACAAGUAGGAACAACUCAGUCCAGGCACAAAGCAGGAACAAGUGCACUCAAGACUCCAGGAAAAACAGAUGAUGCAAAAGCCUCAGAAAAAGUGAAAACUCCCCUAAAAGGAGCCUCCAUUCAGCGCUCUCCAUCAGAUGCAGGAAAAAGCAGCGGUGAUGAAGGAAAAAAGCCUCCCUCUGGCAUUGGUAGAUCAACUGCUACGGGGUCCUUUGGUUUCAAGAAGUCUGGGAUGGGAUCUUCUACCAUAAUCACCACAAGUGGAGCGACCAUCACAAGUGGAUCAGCGACUCUAGGAAAAAUUCCAAAAUCUUCAGCCAUUGGCGGGAAGUCCAAUGCAGGACGGAAAACAAGCUUAGAUGGUUCCCAGAACCAGGAUGAUGGUGUCCUGCAUGUGAACUCGAAGACAACCCUGCAGUAUCGAAGUUUGCCUCGCCCAUCAAAAUCCAGCGGCAGCGGGAUCCCUGGCAGAGGUGGCCACCGCUCCAGCACCAGCAGCAUCGACUCAAACGUCAGCAGCAAGUCUGCAGGUGCUGCUGCCACCAAACUGCGAGAGCCAAGCAAGAUUGGGUCUGGGCGGUCCAGCCCUGUCACUAUUAACCAGACGGACAAGGAAAAAGAGAAAGUGGCCGUGUCUGACUCCGAGAGCGUCUCAUUGUCCAGUUCCCCCAAAUCCAGCCCAACUUCAGCAAGCGCCUCUGGCACACCUGGACUUAGACAGCCGGGAUCCAAAUACCCAGAUAUCGCCUCCCCCACCUUUCGAAGGUUGUUUGGUGCCAAGGCAAGUGGUAAAGCUGCCUCUGCACCCAGUACUGAAGGUGUGAAACCCACAUCGGCCAUGCCCAGCCCUAGUACCACCUUGGCACGGCAAGGCAGCCUGGAAUCGCCAUCCUCGGGCACAGGCAGCAUGGGCAGUGCAGGUGGGCAAAGUGGUAGCAGCAGCCCCCUCUUCAGUAAACCUUCGGACUUAAAUGCAGAUGUUGUAAGCUUAAGUCACUCCUUGGCUUCCAGUCCCGCCUCAGUGCACUCUUUCACAUCAGGUGGUCUUGUGUGGGCUGCAAACCUGAGCAGCUCUUCAGCGGGCAGUAAAGACACACCAAGUUACCAGUCCAUGACUAGCCUUCACACCAGUUCCGAGUCUAUUGACCUUCCUCUUAGCCAUCAUGGCUCUCUCUCUGGACUGACAACAAGCACUCAGGAGGUUCAGAGCCUGCUCAUGAGGACUGGAAGCGUCAGAUCUACUCUUUCGGAAAGCAUGCAGCUUGACAGAAAUACACUACCCAAAAAGGGAUUAAGGUAUACUCCAUCAUCCCGGCAGACGAGUCAGGAGGAAGGCAAGGAAUGGCUACGCUCCCAUUCAACUGGAGGCCUGCAAGACACUGGCAGUCAGUCCCCGCUUGUUUCUCCUUCAGCUAUGUCUUCAUCUGCAACUGGAAAAUAUCACUUUUCCAACCUGGUGAGUCCAACCAACCUAUCUCAGUUUAACCUUCCUGGACCCAGUAUGAUGCGUUCAAACAGCAUCCCUGCACAAGACACUUCUUUUGAUCUGUAUGAUGAUUCCCAACUGUGUGGCAGUGCUACGUCCUUGGAAGAGAGACCACGAGCGAUUAGUCAUUCAGGUUCAUUCAGGGACAGCAUGGAAGAAGUACAUGGGUCCUCAUUAUCACUUGUCUCCAGCACAUCCUCUCUCUACUCUACGGCAGAAGAAAAGGCACAUUCAGAGCAAAUUCAGAAACUACGGAGAGAGCUGGUUGCAUCGCAAGAGAAAGUUGCUACCCUUACAUCUCAACUUUCAGCAAAUGCUCAUCUAGUAGCAGCUUUUGAAAAAAGCUUGGGAAAUAUGACUGGCCGACUGCAAAGUCUAACAAUGACAGCUGAACAAAAGGAAUCUGAGCUUAUAGAGCUAAGGGAAACCAUUGAAAUGCUGAAAGCCCAGAAUUCUGCUGCACAAGCUGCUAUUCAAGGAGCCUUGAAUGGUCCCGAUCAUACCCACAAAGAUUUACGUAUAAGGAGGCAACAUUCUUCAGAAAGCGUUUCCAGCAUCAACAGUGCUACAAGCCAUUCAAGCAUUGGCAGUGGUAAUGACCCUGACUCCAAGAAAAAGAAAAAGAAAAACUGGCUAAGAAGCUCUUUCAAACAGGCCUUUGGAAAGAAGAAGUCCACCAAGCCUCCUUCCUCACAUUCGGACAUAGAAGAGCUGACAGACUCCUCUCUUCCUUCAUCACCCAAAUUGCCCCACAGCUCAGGAGAGUGUGGGACAGCAUCAAUGAAACCAUCACAGUCAGCUUCUGCGAUCUGUGAGUGUACAGAGGCAGAGGCUGAAAUUAUUCUUCAGCUAAAGAGUGAGCUGAGGGAGAAAGAGCUAAAAUUAACGGACAUUCGUCUUGAAGCCCUCAGCUCUGCACACCAUCUGGAUCAGAUUCGGGAAGCCAUGAACCGCAUGCAGAAUGAAAUUGAGAUAUUGAAAGCUGAAAAUGAUCGUUUAAAGGCAGAGACUGGAAAUACUGGAAAGCCUGCCCGGCCGUCAUCAGAGUCUUCAAGCAGCACAUCAUCUUCUUCAUCAAGGCAGUCACUAGGACUUUCUCUGAAUAAUUUAAACAUCACAGAAUCUGUUACAUCAGAUAUUUUGUUGGAUGAUGUCACUGAUGGAGCACUCCACAAAGAAGGUCAUAGCGUGAAAAUUUUAGUCACUAUAAACAAGGGCUAUAGUCAAGCCAAGGAUCAAAACCCACAUGCAUAUCUGAUAGGGUCAAUUGGAGUCAGCGGAAAAACAAAAUGGGACAUCUUAGAUGGUGUAAUCAGACGUCUCUUUAAGGAAUAUAUUUUCCGAGUGGAUCCGACUACUAGCCUGGGUUUAAGCUCUGACUGCAUUGCUAGUUAUUGUAUAGGGGACAUAAUUAGAGCCCAUAGCCUAGAAGUGCCUGAACUGCUGCCUUGUGGAUAUCUGGUUGGAGAUAAUAAUGUCAUCACUGUGAACCUGAAAGGAGUGGAAGAAAACAGUUUGGACAGUUUUGUGUUUGACACGUUAAUUCCUAAGCCAAUUACCCAGCGGUACUUUAAUUUACUGAUGGAGCAUCGCAGAAUUAUUCUGUCGGGACCCAGUGGCACAGGAAAGACCUAUUUAGCUAACAGGCUGGCUGAAUAUAUUAUAACUAAAUCUGGCAGAAAAAAAACUGAGGAUGCAAUUGCAACUUUUAACGUAGAUCACAAGUCAAGCAAGGAUCUGAGACAAUACCUGGCAAACCUAGCUGAGCAAUGCAGUGCUGACAACAAUGGUGCUGACCUCCCUGUGGUCAUAAUUCUUGAUAACCUCCACCACAUCAGUUCACUAAGUGACAUCUUCAAUGGUUUCCUCAACUGUAAAUAUAAUAAAUGUCCCUAUAUUAUUGGAACCAUGAACCAGGGAGUUUCUGCUUCACCAAAUCUGGAGCUGCAUCACAAUUUCAGGUGGGUGCUGUGUGCUAAUCAUACAGAGCCUGUUAAAGGUUUCUUGGGCAGAUACCUGAGAAGGAAACUGAUUGAGACUGAAAUAGAAAAGAACAUACGCAAUAAUGAUCUCAUCAAAAUCAUUGACUGGAUCCCCAAAACAUGGCAUCAUCUCAACAGCUUCCUAGAAACACACAGCUCUUCAGAUGUAACCAUUGGUCCCCGCCUCUUCCUCCCUUGCCCUAUGGAUGUUGAUGGCUCCCGAGUGUGGUUCACAGACCUCUGGAACUAUUCCCUGGUGCCAUAUCUUCUGGAAGCUGUGAGAGAAGGGCUUCAGAUGUACGGUAAGAGGGCACCCUGGGAAGAUCCCUCCAAGUGGGUAGCUGACACCUAUCCAUGGAGUUCUGCAUCUCUACAGCAUGAGUGGCCAUCAUUACUUCAGUUAAGACCAGAAGAUGUUGGUUAUGAAGGUUAUGCAUCAGCAAAGGAAGGAACAACCUCAAAGCAUGUUCCACAGACAGAUACAGAGGGGGAUCCCUUGAUGAACAUGCUAAUGAGGCUUCAAGAGGCAGCCAACUAUUCGAGCGCACAAAGCUGUGACAGUGAUAGCACCAGCCACCAUGACGACAUUUUGGAUUCAUCCCUUGAAUCAACUCUCUGAAAGGGACAAACCUUAGUGGAGGAUUAUGGUAAAAUAUGUUUCCACUAGACCACUGCCAGUAUUAAAGCAGCACGCCGAGGUCCCUGAGCGAGAAUGGUGUGUUGUAGGUAGGCAGGAGACCUAACUGCAAAGUCAGGAAGAAAAAUUGAAGUGGAAAGCUUGAAUAGUUUAAUUUCAAGGCAUUUCAAUACCUAUGGAGCCAAGUGAGACUCCAUUUGUCAACUGGAAAGGGCCCUAGACCAAGGGCAUCUAAGCAGAUUGCACACGUGUUAGCCAAACUGGAAUAUUUUUUUUCCCUUUUCCUCUUUCUCUCUCUCUGUCUGUCUCUCUGUCUCUGUUUCUCUGCACAAGUUUACAGUGCAACUUCUGGUUUGUUUUUUUUUUUUUCCUUUAGUUUACCCUGAGGUGCUGCAUGAACAAUGCGGUCUUCUCAUUCUCUUCUAACCUCUGUUGUGCCACAUGGUGCUGGUCACAGGACUGCAGUGGUGUUUGUGUUUUACGCUACUGCCCAUUCCAAAACAAGUCAAAGAUGAUGAUAGUAACUCAGAAAGCACAAACAGUAUUGUGCAAUCACCAGAAAACAUGACUGUGAUAUGCUGGAUAAGUGCCAAUUUAAUUCUAACUGCCAUGGUCACGGUGAUGCUCUCCAUCAAGUUUUUAGUACACAAGUCACAGUUUUUAUAAAGUUGUUUUUACCACAAAGGUCUUUUUUAACCACCUGCCCACUCCUUAACAACAGUUUUAUACCAAUUAUUAACCAACACUGAUUAAAGGCUUUUUAGGGCUUCAUUUGUUUGAGCCUUUUCAGUGAAAGAAGGAACAUUUCUUAUGGUGCUGUCUCACUGCCUUAAAACAGAUUUCUAGAACAGUUUUACAGUUGGUUUAAUUCCUAAACCAUUGGUAAUUAACACUGUUUUUUUCUUCAUUUACUAAUGGGAAAAUGUCAGUUAACACAGUAGCCUCAUAUCUGUAUAUCAUGAUUUUUUAAAGUAACGGAUAGGAGAAAGAACAGUUGCUAUAUAAUAUUUUUAUCUUGUGAAUAGAUUGCUCUGCCUACCCUCAGAAAUACACAAGGAACCCAAACCCACUUCCACUGCCACCUAAAUGCUGAGAAAAUCGGCUCAAAUCCAUUUGGUCCCAUGGAAUGGAAUUUUUGGAGGAUAGAUGUUUUGAAUUCUUAUCCAGCAGAGCUGGAUGCACUUGAUGCAGCAUGAGCACAAAUAUAUGUGUUUUUUUCCUUUUUCUAGUUUUAGCAUGUUGUUUUGAUUGCUAUUGUUGUACAUGAAGAAUUCAUCAUAAAAGAACACUGAAGCAGUGAUGUCCACUGUGGAAGAGGAAGAGUUUAUACUGUAAAAGUGGGUUGGUUUUGCACAGUCUACUGGGUGGGUAUUGUAAAUAUUUAAAAAAAAAAAAUAAUUAAAAAAGCCUUGCACAAAUCAAAUCGAAAACAAACAAGCAAACAAAAUUGUAUUUUAUUCUGUUGGUGUUAAGAGAUGUUUCACUUGCUGAGAUUUCCUGUAUGUUGCGAACAAAUACAGAAUGCAAACCUUAAAA
Messenger RNA from Athene cunicularia (burrowing owl), 9049 nucleotides. It is a transcript of the gene NAV3, whose product is annotated as neuron navigator 3. Bases 410 to 7495 code for a protein of 2361 amino acids. The transcript has 38 exons. Gene Ontology annotation, molecular function: ATP binding; protein binding; ATP hydrolysis activity. Lineage: Eukaryota; Metazoa; Chordata; Aves; Strigiformes; Strigidae. Gene Ontology annotation, biological process: nervous system development; neurogenesis. The record is from RefSeq and is a predicted model, not a curated record.